Ophidiomyces ophidiicola is the source of this 1134-nucleotide messenger RNA. RefSeq lists its product as uncharacterized. The transcript has a single exon. The record is from RefSeq and is a predicted model, not a curated record. NCBI's taxonomy places the organism in Eukaryota, Fungi, Ascomycota, Eurotiomycetes, Onygenales, Onygenaceae. The coding region runs from base 1 to 1134 and encodes 377 amino acids. Gene Ontology annotation, molecular function: transferase activity, transferring alkyl or aryl (other than methyl) groups. Gene Ontology annotation, biological process: alkaloid metabolic process.
AUGGCGGUCCCCGAUGCCCUGUCUCCGUUCGCCUCGCUGUCGCAGGCCCUGAGCUUUGCCGACGACCACCAGCGCGCCUGGUGGUCCAAGACCGGCGCUAUGCUGGCCCGUGUGAUGGCCUCUGCGAACUACAGCCCUGACGACCAGUUUGAAUAUCUCCGCUUCUACGCGCAGACGAUCGUCCCCCGCCUGGGCCCCUAUCCGCAGACCUUUCGCAGCUCCGUGACGCGCAGCGGCUUGCCGCUGGAGUUCAGCAUCAACUACCAGCAGUAUGGCAAGGCGCCCGUCGUCCGUAUUGGCUUCGAGCCGCUCUCGGCGCUCUCGGGCAGCGACACGGACCCGUUCAACAAGAUUCCCGCUGGAGAGCUGGUCGCCGCCCUCGCCAAGCAGAACCUUGCUGGAUUCGACACCCAGCUCUGGGACCAGGCCAUCAAGCAUCACACCGUGAACGAGACCGAGGAAGCCUCCAUCGAGGGCAUGGACCUCGAUGGUGGCUAUAUCAGAUCCCAGACCGCCUUCGGCUUUGACCUCGUGGGAGCUGCCAACCUGUCGGUCAAGGGCUACACCUUUCCGGCUCUGAAGUCCCAAGUGACGGGCAUUCCCAUGGCACAGAUCAUGGCGGAGUCCGUGAAAAACAUGGAGCCCUUGGUGGACUGUUCAGCCGCCUUUUCGAUGGUGCAUGCCUAUCUCACAGACACGGCAUACGACGACAAGUCUUUCUUUUCCUGGGAUUUCGUCGCCCCGUCCAAGACCCGUCUGAAGUUAUACACUGGAUCCAACGGCGUCACUUUAAACAAGCUGGAGGAGGUUUGGACGCUAGGUGGCCGACUCCAGACGCCAACUGUACUCAAAGGCCUGGAGUACCUGAAGCAAGUUUUUCGUCUUAUCAAAAUUGAAGAAGGCGAGCGCACAGUUGAAGUUGCCUUUGAUGAUCGCAAAAAUUCCUCCAAAACAACGCCCUUACUGUGGAACUAUGAGAUGCGGCCCGGCGACCCCAAUCCGCUGACGAAGAUCUAUUUCCCAAUCCACGGCGAAAACGAUAUGCAAAUCAUCACCGGCGUUGCCCAGUUCUUCCGCACGAUCGGCCUGGUGGAUCUUGGAAACUCUUAUGUGGACCUCGUUAAAUCUUAUUAG